This is a messenger RNA of Colletotrichum fioriniae, 1512 nucleotides long. It is a transcript of the gene ESA1, whose product is annotated as Histone acetyltransferase. Gene Ontology annotation, molecular function: transcription coregulator activity; histone H4K16 acetyltransferase activity. The record is from RefSeq and is a predicted model, not a curated record. Lineage: Eukaryota; Fungi; Ascomycota; Sordariomycetes; Glomerellales; Glomerellaceae. Gene Ontology annotation, cellular component: MSL complex; chromatin. Gene Ontology annotation, biological process: positive regulation of transcription by RNA polymerase II; negative regulation of DNA-templated transcription.
AUGGCGGCACACGGCGCCAAUGGCGAGGCCUCAGUCGGCUCUAGCGAGCCCCGACAAAAGGGAAAGGCCACCCCCGAAACCAUCAGAGCAGGAUGCAUUGCCAUGGUCAAAAAAGAAGGUAUUCCUCGUCGAGCCGAGAUUCUUAGCAUCAAAGAAACGAAGAGCGGUCGCCAGUUCUACUGCAACUUUGACAAUUUCAACAAGCGUCUCGACGAAUGGGUGCCGACGAUCCGAAUCGAUUUCGACCAAGAUGUCGAGUGGCCAUUACCCGACAAGGACAAACCGAAAGAUCCUAAGACGAAGAAAGGUGUUGCCACGUCAAAAAAUAAGGUCUCCAAGAAGUCUCAGAAGCGACCUUCGAAGAGGGAACAGUCUGCGCCUUCAGAGGCCGCAACGCCACACCCAUGGACCGAGUUCGUCGAGUCGCAGAGCCGUAAGAUGACGCCAACGGCCGAGGAGAGCCAGAGCCAGACCCCGGCCACGGCUACGGGCGACGCAACGGCCACCCCCGCAGCUGGAGGUGAUGAAAUGGAAAUUGACCUGGAGGAGGAGGUCCAGAAGAAAGAUUUACUCAGUGGCUUCAGCCGAGAAGACGAGAUCGAGAAGCUGAGGACACACGGCUCUAUGACGCAGAAUCCAGCCGAGAUCUCCCGAAUUCGAAAUAUCUCAAAGGUCCAGUUUGGAAAGCACGACUUGUUCCCCUGGUACUUUUCCCCAUAUCCCGAGGUAUUCAACCAGGAAGAUGUUAUUUUCAUCUGCGAGUUUUGCCUCGGGUACUAUGGCGAUGAAAAAUCAUUUGUUAGGCACAGGCAUAAAUGUACUCUGCAGCAUCCUCCUGGAAACGAGAUCUACCGCGACGAGUCUGUCUCUUUCUUCGAGAUCGAUGGCAGACGGCAACGCACCUACUGCCGUAACCUGUGUCUCUUGUCCAAGAUGUUCCUUGACCACAAGACACUAUACUACGACGUCGAUCCCUUCUUGUUCUACGUCAUGACGAGUCGAAGCGACAAGGGCUGCCACAUAAUCGGUUACUUUUCCAAAGAAAAGGAGAGCGCGGACGGAUACAACGUAGCUUGUAUUUUGACUCUGCCUCAGUACCAGCGCAAAGGUUAUGGUCGAUUGCUCAUCCAGUUCUCGUACGAACUAUCAAGGAUUGAAGGCAAGCUUGGUUCGCCAGAAAAGCCGCUUUCGGAUUUGGGUCUGCUGAGUUAUCGGCAGUACUGGGGUGAAAACAUCUUGGACCUCAUUGUGGGUUACAAUGAGCGCGAUGAGAAGACUACGAUUGAAGCCAUCUCAACGGCUCUUGCCAUAAUUCCGCAGGACGUGGAGCACACCUUACAGGCGCUUAAGAUGCAGGUGUAUCAUAAGGGAGAGCACAAGAUCGUGAUUCCAGAGAAGCUGAUCCAGCAGAGGGAGAAGCAGAAGGUGAAGCAGAAGAGAUUGAUUGACCCGAGCAAGAUCCAGUGGAAGCCACCAGUCUUUACGGCUUCUACAAGAACAUGGGGUUGGUAA